Messenger RNA from Henningerozyma blattae CBS 6284, 3351 nucleotides. RefSeq names its product Nnf2p (gene NNF2). NCBI's taxonomy places the organism in Eukaryota, Fungi, Ascomycota, Saccharomycetes, Saccharomycetales, Saccharomycetaceae. Bases 1 to 3351 code for a protein of 1116 amino acids. The transcript has a single exon. The record is from RefSeq and is a predicted model, not a curated record.
AUGUCUAUUCUACGACAUAAUCAUAUUCCAACUUCUUCUUUAUUAUUAAAUGCUAAAAAAUAUCAGUUAUACGAUACGUUAUCUCUAUUUAUAAUAUUUCAAUCUUUAAAUCAUCUUUUAAUUAUUCUUUUAUUGGUUUCUUUUAUAAUUUUUUCAAAUUAUCAUCAAUUGUUAUCGGAUGGUUUCAUUAAAUGCUUUAUUAAUAAAAAAUAUACUUCUUUGAAUUCUAUCUCCAACAAAUCUUCUAAUUUCCGACUGUUUAAUUCUAAUGUCAAUAACAAUAAUACAAAUUGUACUAUUAGUAAUAAUAUCAGUAAUGAUAAUGUCAACACUAUUGGAUUCUCAUCUUUAAAGCCUUCAAUACAUCAUUCUAAUUCUCAUCAUCAUUAUCAUUCCUCCCUUCAUUCAAAUUUAAACAGUUCGAAGAAUAAUAACAAUAAUAAUAAUUCAAAAUUCCAUUGGAGUAACUCAAUUAAGAAAAUAUCAAUAGUAGUUUUCUUUAUUGAAUUUAUUAUUAUCUUUAUUUUCUAUAAGAUUAAUCAGCCGGUUAUAUUAAAUUUAAUUCAAAAUCUAUCAUUAUCAAUAUUAUCAUCUUCUCUAAUCAAUACUACUUUGAAUUAUUUUCAAUUUGCAAUUUUUAACUCUUUAAUUUAUUCAAUAUCGAUUAAUUUCUACUUUAAACUGAUUAAAUUGUAUUCCAUCAAUAAUUAUAAUAGUAAUAAUAAUAAUAAUAGUAAUAUUUCCAAUGGAAUUAAUAAUACAAAUAAUGGAUUUAUAAAAAAUCCUGAUUCAAAUGAUUUUGAAUUUAAUAAUUUUCCAAAUUUAAAUUUAAAUAUAAGCUCAAGUAUAAUAUUAAGGUUCAAUAAUCAUUUUAAUUUGAAAAAUAGAUUUAAUUAUUUUACUAUUAGAAAUUUUAAAAAACUGGAUGAAUUAAACCAUUUCCUUAAUAAUAAUAACUAUAUCAUAUUUUUGCAUCUCUAUUUAUCAUUUCAUAUUGUCUCUCAAACUAUUAUUAAUCACUUAAUUAAUUCAAUCACUAAUCAUUAUUCAAAUACCAAUACAACAACUAAUCUUAAUCUCGAUACAACAACUGUAAACGUAAUUUCAAUUAAUAAUAAUACAAGUUCAUUCACAACAAAUACUACAAAUUUGAAUUCAAAUGGUGCAUCUGUAGCGAAUUUAACAUCUUCAUCACUAAGUAAUAACUCUAUUCCUGAUACUAAUUCCGUAUUAACAAAUAAUAAUGAUAAAAUACAUCAAGCAGGCAUUAAUCUCAAUUCAAAUAUGUAUAAUAGUGGUAGUAAUAGUAAUCUAUCAUCAACUUCAUCUAAUUUACAGGCUGGUUCUGAACACAUACCAAUUAUUCAAAAUUCGCCAAUGUCUCAAGCAAUAGUUAAAGAUAUUCAUAUCUCUACAAACACAGUUUUUUUCACAGAUAUUGUUUCGGACUAUAAAAUAUACGAGCCAACAGUGGUUUCAACUUCAGAUAAUAAUAUUCAAAUUGUAUCCACAAAUCUAACAGAUCAGCAUUCUAACAAUAAUAUCUCAUCAACUAAUAAUGUUAAUAACUCAAAUUCUAUCAAUACUAACCUGAAUCCAACUUUAAAUUUCAAUACGCAUAACGUGAUAAAUACUUCAUCAGAUAAUCCAGUAUGCAAUAAUAAAACCUACUUAAACCAACUUUAUGAAUUAAAUGUGAAUCUAGGUAAAUACACUGAUAUUAAUGAAAUUAGAAUUAAUGGUAAUGAUAGUAUCAUUAAUAAUGAUUUGAAAUUUACAAUAACCUCAAAUUUGGAAAACUUUAUUAAACGAAUUUUUAGCAAUACUUCAAAUUUCAAAACUACCUUAAUUUCACCAUUUUGGACUGUUUUUCUAGUAUUAAAAACCAUUUAUAAUGAAAAAAAUUAUAUCGAUGAAAUUGAUACAUUAUUUUCUACAGCACUUCCUACUACCUUCCAUAGCUCUACGGAGAAUAAUCAAGAUGAAAAAAUAUUACCCAUUAAUAGUUUCGAACCUUCAGAACUGACUAUUAAAAAUAAAAGUGUGUUUAAUAAUAAUAGUUUUGAUAUAUUAAAUAUCGAUUAUUCCGUUUAUAAUUCAAAUAACACCAACACUUCUACUUCACCAUCACCUGCAAAUAUCUGCUCGCCAUCUAUUACCUCUAAUUCAACAGGCAAUAAUGGUAUGGCCUUAGUUGCACAGAAUAAAGCUAAUGAUUAUUAUCAACUAAACUUAAUUUCAAACUCCUCUACUCAAUUUACUAUAAAUAACUAUAAAGUUUCCAUUAUUAGUAUUCAAUCAAAUUCAGUUCUUUUCCACAUUGAAAAUCUAUUUGAUGGUUUAUUAAUUGUUUUUGUUAAUGGUAUAUUAUGGUCUGAAGUUUCUUAUGCUUUAAUCAUGGAACAUAAAGGACAAGAAUUGGCUGAAAUCAGUGGCUUAGUACCAUCUUCUUCUUAUGACAUCAAGUUUAUUAACAGAACAACUCGAAAUGAUGAUUACCUUAUGGCAGAUAUUAUUCUUAGAACGUCUUCAAGUCUAAAUACUACUGAAAAUAAUACCAAUAGCUCGAGUAAUACCAAUAACUCGAAUAAUAAUCAGUCUAAUAUUAAAAAAGAUAAAUAUUCACAAGAACGAUUUGAACAGUUGGAUUUUUCCUUCCCAUCUUAUUAUCAUAGAAAAUUCUUAUCACCAAUAUUAACUUUAAAGCAUUCAAUAUUAACAACAAAUGCAAAUUUAUCUGAAGAAAGAUUGAAGUUAAAGAAAACUAAAAAGGAAAUAUCAAAGAAAUUAAAUGCACUAAAAAAUGAUAUCGAUAAUAUUAAAAUCAAAAUUAAUCAAAAAUCUUCCAACGAUGUAAAGAUGGCCAGUAAGAUUGAAAGUUUAAGAAUUUCAUUAAAUCAAACAGAAACAACUAUUAGCAAUUUAGAAAAAAAAUUAAAAUACUAUGUAGAGCAGGAAGUUUUAAUUGAGGAAAAUUAUUUGAAGAAUAAAGAUAUUCAUCUAAAAAGACAAUUAGAGUACGGGAAAUUGAAAGAUACUUUACAAAAUGAUAUUAUAAAUAAUAAGAAAAAAUCGUUACAAGCUGAUGAGGAAUUAAAGAAAUUGACUAAUAAAAAAGAUAAAUUGGAAACAGAAGAAAAAAAUUUGUCAAUUGAAAAUAAUAAAAGAACAAAAGAGUUUAAUUCUGCGAAGGAGGAAUUUUUAUCAUUAUUCAAAGAUCAAGCAGCCUUCAUGGAAGAAAAGAGAAAAUUACAAAAAAAUGAAUAUUCUUUGGAAGCUAAAGGUUUAGAACAGGAUAUUGCCCGAUUGAAGAGUGAAAAUGAUCAUUUACGGGAAAUAUAUGGAGCUUGA